GAUACAGUAUUUGCAACCAUGGCACUCGGAGAAACCACACGUACGAUGCCACUGCUGCACCUUGGGGCACGGUUAGUGCAGAAGUCUUUCAGCCUUCCCUUCGUGCCUUACACUACAACUAUGGCUGGGCCUGCGGUGAGAAAGCCGAGUUCGGAGAUCAGCUUUUCCAGAGUCAUUCCUGGAGCCACUUCUGCACCUUUGUGUCGCCCUGUGAUGGACAACUGCCCCCCGCCGCCUUAGUGCCUUGGUGCAUCGUCCCUUGCCGUGACAUCCGUGACGUUGCGAUGUGUAUCUUGAUCGGUGCCACUGGACCUGGGAUCACAGCCACUGGCGAGGUGGAUGGUCACGCACACGUGGGCACAGAGCUGGUCUACGCCACCGAUCGGGAGGACUUGGAGCCACCCUUUAAGGACGUGGACACCUAUGACGAGGUCUAUGCAGCCUAUGUGGACUUCUGCAAGCAGGAAUCUGCCUUCAUCUCUGUGGAUGACGACAUCACGGCCGAGACCUAUGCCGAUGGAAAGCCGAUCGUCUACUGGAUCCAGCUGCUUCGGUGUGCACCUCAACAUGUUCGUGCCGACUACCGAGUGGCCUCUGACACCAACAUUGGUGGUCUGGUCUCUGAGCUGAAAUCCAGAGGGGCCACCCGCUUUGUGGAUCUGCAGCGUGCCAACAAAAGGCACAUUGAAGAGGUUCAGUCCGAUGAAGAGGAGCUCUUUGAUGAUGAUGAUGAUGAUGGUGCUCCUGGACCACCUCGACAACGGCCGAGAUUGGACUUAUCUCCACACCUGGACUUUGUGGAGCGGCCUGACCUUGAUGUGUCUCCAACUCCAACUGCGCCUUUGGAUGACACAGUACCAGCCAUGGACUUGGAGGGCCUGGAUUUACCUGGAUUUACAAGGUGCCUCUACGGCCUCACCUUCCAACUGCUGAUGAAACUGAACCUAGUGAGGCUUACUUCUGCUGGUGAACCUCAUGAGAGCUAUUCUCAAGUGUUCAAUGUGGAGGACAUCCAAGGUGAUGAUCUACCUUCUGGAUGGCAUGUGGACUCUGAUGGUGCCUUCGUUUUGAAGGAUGUGUUGCAUGACUUUGGGGAAGUGCGCGUGCGUCAUGGUCGCAUCAAAUUCCUCUACGACCCCAACUAUGUGGCCGCAAAGAAGAAAUCCCUGGAGGAGAAGAAACAUGAACUUGAAUCUACGACGAAGAGCCGAAACACCAAGAAGAAACCGCAGUCAGAGCUGCGCAUGAUCAAGGAGGAGCUGGAAGCUUCUGAAGAUGUCGAGAUGAUUGAGAAUGACCUGGAGCCAACGAAUGCCCUGGUCUCUGACUUUGAACAGGUCCCUGCCGCGACCUACUUUGCACAGUCCGCAGACACCAUUGAGUAUGUGGACAUGGUACAGAAUGCCCUGGCGCCCCUGGCUUUUGACACCAUGGACGUCGUGGUGGCCUCUUUCCCGAGGAGAUUGGAAAUGGUUCUCCUGGGGCUGGCCAUUUUGGCCUUGUGCUGUGCUGGCAUCUAUGCCUGGAGACUUCGAGCUGGCCUGGGGCGACUCCAACGUCGAAUUGGCGACUUGGAAGUCGAAGUACAUCAAAGCAACCACCGUGCCAACGCUUUGGUGGUGAUGUACGAUGGCUUGCGAGAAGCUUUCGAUAGAAGAACCACAGCCUAUGACCGUGCCAGACGAGCCUUUGUGGAACAGCGUGCUGCAGCCCAAGAACUUCAAGGAGCUCUGGCGCUGGCCACACAAGACUUGGGUGCUGGAUACCAAGCUCAGGUGGAUCUGCGACAGCAUGUCCGUCGAUGCCCGCUUGGUGACGAGAUCCACAUCCAGGAUGGAAGCUCCGUAUGGCAUCGCGAUGAUGAGUGCGAUGAGCUGUACGAUAGUGGCCGUGAAAUUAGGAUUUUCCAGCCGUGCGCGAUUUGCGCUCAGCAGGAUUUCGUGGUGGAGCCGGGCCAAGCAACGCGUGGGAUCAAUUCACAAGGCUUAGCCUUCGUCUAUACACUGGCGUGGGAGCAAUCCUCUGGAAACAUGGAAGUGGAGAGCGUGCCAUUCUGCAAGCUUUGUGAAAGGAUGAUGAACGAUUGCAGCAGCGUGAAGGAUGCAUUGCAGUUGCUCGUGCUCCUGGCAGAUGCCUUUGGGGAUCUCGCGCAUGUAGAGGUGGGUCGCUUUGGUACAGCCGUCCAUCAGCGCUUUUCCGAAGAGAAACCAGGCUUGGCUAUUGCAGUGGACUGCUACCAAUCCCAAGAGCUCAAGCACUUCAAUGACCCAGCAGCAGAGCUUCAGGCGCAGGAGAACAACAAUGGGCGUCGUUUGGCGCGAGGCCGGCAGUUGGCAGCCGAGUUGCGAGGCAAAUUGGACGUGGUCACAUUCCGAGCGAUUCUGUCGGAUCACGGGAACAGGGAGAGGAAUCCCGAAGAGAACCCUCUCUUGAAGUGGUGGA
Molecule: messenger RNA, 2442 nt
Organism: Cladocopium goreaui
Lineage: Eukaryota; Dinophyceae; Suessiales; Symbiodiniaceae
Source: the annotation of a GenBank genome assembly